This is a messenger RNA of Diospyros lotus (date-plum), 1284 nucleotides long. Its product is annotated as dof zinc finger protein DOF2.5-like. The transcript is spliced from 2 exons. NCBI's taxonomy places the organism in Eukaryota, Viridiplantae, Streptophyta, Magnoliopsida, Ericales, Ebenaceae. The record is from RefSeq and is a predicted model, not a curated record. Gene Ontology annotation, biological process: regulation of DNA-templated transcription. Bases 172 to 1047 code for a protein of 291 amino acids. Gene Ontology annotation, molecular function: DNA binding; DNA-binding transcription factor activity.
AAAAACAUCUUUUCCCAGCCAAAAAAAAAAAAAAUCUUUAAACAUUCUUUCUUUCGCACUAAAGGCAACUGCAGACAAAGGAGGUAGAUUUUCUCUCUCAAGAGUCAAGACAUCAUUUGAUUCGCCUUUGGAUCUUAACCCUUUUCUCUUUCUUACUUCUGAGUUCAUAUCAUGGACGCAGCUCAAUGGUCACAGGUUAAAGCCAUGGAAGAGGCUGCGGCUAUCAGCGGAUGCUCCAAACCUAUGACUAUGAUGUUGGAGAGGAAGGCAAGGCCACAGAAAGAUGAAGCCUUGAAUUGUCCCAGGUGCACUUCCACCAACACCAAAUUUUGUUAUUACAACAACUACAGCCUCACUCAACCAAGAUACUUCUGCAAAACUUGCAGAAGGUACUGGACUGAAGGUGGAACUCUUAGAAAUGUCCCAGUUGGAGGAGGUUCUAGGAAAAACAAGAGAUCCUCUUCUUCUUCAACAGCAGCUUCGGAAAUAAUUACUAAUCUAAAUCCAACAAUUGGCCUCUCAAACUUCUCUUAUCAAAACCCUAGCAGGAUCCAUGAAGGCCUCGAUCUCAACCCACCUUUCUCUGCUGCUAUACAAAACUACUACUUUACCAUCUCUCAGCCUGUUGAUCAGUUGUUACCCAAGAUUCAUAACAACAACAGCAAUCCCCAAAGCUCUUCUUCAGCUUCGUGUGCUUCAUCACCUCUUUCAGCCAUAGAGCUGCUUAAGGGUGCUGGAAUAACUUCUGUGGGUUUAAAUAAUUCAUCUUCAAUUUCAACCGCAACUCCAGACUCGAGUACAAUAUAUACUCCAGUACUAUUUCCUUUGCAGGAGAUGAAACAAAACUUGAACUUUCCUCUUGAUUGUCCUGAAAGUAGGUAUGCGAAUCUUCAUAGAGUUGAAGAGAAUGGUGGAGGGAUGGUAUUUCCCUUUGGAGUGCUAAAAGGCCUUUCAAGCACUAGUACUAGUGAAAUUGAUGAUCAAAAAAAGGGACAAGGGAAUUCAUCUGGGUAUUUCAGUCGAAAGUUAGGAGGGGGAUCUUGGUAAUUACUGGCAAGAUCUAUGACUACCUACCUAUAUAUAGGAGAGGAAGGAGUGUUUUUUUUUCUUUCUAUUUAAUUUGCUCUCUCUCUCUCUCUCACACACACACAGAUAGUUGUUACUUUUUAUAGAGCAGUUGAGAUACUAACUUCAUUGCAGGAUGGAUGUAGUUCAACUGUCUAUCACUUGACUCUUUGUUUACUGUUAUUUGGGGCCUCACUUGAUUGGAUAGCUUAUAAUGCA